AAGCGAACUGUCAAAAUAGUGAAAAUCAACGCAACGGGAGCGCAGAGCAAAGGCCAAAAAAGUGUUAAAACGAAAAUCGUCGCACCGUCGAAAAGGUCGUCUUCGUGUUGUGUGGCUAUUCGCGCAGGAAAAAAUAGUGUUCCCGUCCUUUCCAGUGUAGGUGUGAUCACCAUAAGUGACGAAACGGAACAGUGAAAAUAGGCAAUCAAUCGUGAGCAGCAGCACAGUGGAAAAGUGAGUGGAAAAGUGUCGCGAUUUCCGAGAAGAAGUAGCCACAACCAGCCGACAGAAUGCCUCUUUUUGGCAAAUCGCAGAAAAGUCCGCAGGAGCUCGUGAAAGCACUGAAGGAAGCGGUCAACUCGCUGGAACGAGGCGACAAAAAGGCGGAAAAGGCACAAGAGGACGUCAGUAAAAAUCUGGUUCUUAUCAAAAAUAUGCUAUACGGAACGUCAGACGCAGAACCACAGACGGAAAUUGUGGUGUCCCAGUUAGCACAGGAAUUGUAUAACAGUAAUCUACUCUUGCUACUGAUACAGAACCUUAGUCGUAUCGAUUUUGAGGGCAAGAAAGACGUCGCACAGGUGUUCAACAAUGUACUCAGACGACAGAUCGGCACCCGGUCACCAACCGUGGAGUACAUCUGCACAAAGCCAGAAAUCCUGUUCACACUGAUGGCGGGCUACGAACACCAGGAGAUUGCACUGAACUGCGGAACGAUGCUGCGGGAGUGCGCACGGUACGAGGCGCUCGCCAAAAUCAUGCUCCACUCGGACGAGUUCUUCAACUUUUUCCGCUACGUGGAAGUGUCCACCUUCGACAUCGCGUCCGAUGCCUUCUCGACCUUCAAGGAGCUGCUGACGCGGCACAAAAUCCUGUGCGCCGAGUUCCUGGAGCAGAACUACGACAAAGUGUUCGACCACUACCAGCACCUGCUCAACUCGGAGAACUACGUGACGCGGAGGCAGAGCUUAAAGCUGCUCGGCGAGCUGCUGCUGGAUCGACACAACUUCACGGUAAUGACGAAAUACAUCUCCAACCCAGACAACCUGAAGCUAAUGAUGAAUAUGCUGAAAGAAAAAUCUCGGAAUAUUCAGUUUGAAGCAUUUCACGUGUUUAAGGUAUUUGUAGCGAAUCCGAACAAACCGAAACCGAUUCUCGACAUCCUGCUGCGGAAUCAGGAGAAGCUGGUAGACUUCCUAACGAAAUUCCACACGGACCGAUCCGAGGACGAACAGUUCAACGACGAAAAGGCGUACCUAAUCAAGCAGAUAAAGGAGCUGAAACCGGCUCCGGAUCAAUAGUAAUACGCGCGAUGCAAGCUAGAUGUCUUUGCAACCACACAAACGCGCGCGCACGCAUACAAACACACCCCAUUCGCCCACACUCCUGCCCCUUUCCUACUCGCAUCCCGCCUGUUGCCCCUGCCCCCGUGCACUAGUAUUUUGUAACAAAUCAUCGUAAUAACAAAGGUAAUAUCUAUAAAUACAAUUCAACCCGUAGCAUAUGAUAAAUUUAACUACUCUAGAAGUUAUAAACUAAAUUUUUGGGUCAACCGUUCAGUCCCCUAAGUACAGACAAAAAAACUCAAUAAAACCACAUACACGCAUGUAUAAGCAGAUAAUAAGCAAAACAAAACAAAUGCUAGUAAGUCGAAAGAAGUUAAAAGCUAGUGUUUAGGAUAAACAAAGCAAGAACCUUGCAUAACCUUAGUCCAACCACAGGAAAAAUAAUAAACAAAAAAUACCCUAAACAGCAACAGAGUAAUAUAUAUUUAUUAAGACUAAACGGACGUUCUCGCGGCUGCUAAAAUACCGAACCCUAUAUAUUAUAAAAACUGUAAUUCAAAUGCUGUAAAAAAAUGUAACGAAAUGAAGCUGCGCAGUUACUGUAUCUUUUUUUUAAUUGCACGUGUUUAGUUUCUGGAUGGAAGCAUCAAAACGUUAAUUGUGAGGAUUCUUAUAGAAUGGAUAUGCCAAGAAGCAGAACUAUAAUGCAAACUAUAAACUGUGUUUGAUCUAUGUUUCAUCUUUAUUUGUUUUGUUUUUGUGCGCCUUUUUGCUGUUGUGUAGAAAGUUUUGGUUACUCACUUGCCCCGCCGCAAGUGAGAGUUAGAUUAAAAGGUGGUAGAAAAGGCACCAGAGGAGAACAAACUGCUCUGAAGUAUGUUUUAGUUUUAUUGCUACUUUUAAGUAUGUGGUUCUAGCCUGUGCCCUGUUUAUUUUUUUCUGUUAUUAUCUGAAGUCAGAUGAUGUGUAUUGAAAAAUAUAAAAAUGUUUGAUUAUUUUAGCAGAAAAUAGGAUUUUCUAUUACACCAUAAGUUAUGAACGUUUCGGUGAUGUCGCCACGCCUCCAUUUAUGAUUUUACAACUAGCAUGCAUACACUCACACACAUACACAAUCUUCGUUAGACACCUCCAUACCUCAUUAGUUCCCUUUAGAGAGGUACGACGAACAAACGAACAUUCUACCCGCUAUUCACUAGUAAGAGAUCCAUCACAGCUCCCGAGCGAUUAGGUUUUAGACGUUCUAAAAGGGCUAUUAUAUACUAGGACUAGGAAAGCAAACGUUUUGUGUACUUUUUGAGACUUAAUAAAACUAGCAAGGUGACACGCGCUAGGGUCUUAAAGCUUUUCAAGACCGUAGUGCCGUUCAACCUACAGGAUUCCGUUCAAUUUAGGCACGACACACAUGCAAGUCACUGAAUAACAAUUAUGAAAACUGUUCCUAACAAACGAGAUGAAAUGGAUGUCUAUAGAAGUAGUAGCUCAACAACACAUACAAGUCACGCAAGGGGCAUGCGUUAUGCAAGGAAAAGUUGCACUCCCCCAAGAGCUGAACAUAAUGCAAUAUCAUGAAGUGAAUCGUUUCGUUAGAUGUAUACUGAGUAGCAAUUGUGGAUUGUGGAAUAAACGUUGUUCACUCGAUUACCUGCGUAAAGCCAAUCGUUUUCCCUUAGUUUCUUUUGUUGAUGGCAAAUAAUAUAUCUUUCGUUGGUGCACUUAUAUUACAAGCUUCAUAAAACAGAACUGGAAUUUUCUCGAGAAAGUAUGCAGCUCCCUCUACAAUCUUCCCACGCCUAUAGCAAAAAAUGUAUGUGUUGUUCACACGUAUACUGUACCCUCUAGCCAAGUCAAGUCAUGGAAUGGACGUAAACGUAACGAAUACGGUAAACAGAAGGAAAAUCAAGAAAAUUACAGCAAAUAAAUAGUAUUUAAGGUGACUACACUGUUGUGUCCCAAAACAUACACACAAACACACAUACACAGAAACAGCGAACGAGCGAAAAACAAGGAACUGAAAGCGAAAAGGCACGAAAUAAAGACACACAUACGAGUCUCAACGGA
Aedes albopictus (Asian tiger mosquito) is the source of this 3344-nucleotide messenger RNA. RefSeq names its product protein Mo25 (gene Mo25). The record is from RefSeq and is a predicted model, not a curated record. Gene Ontology annotation, molecular function: protein serine/threonine kinase activator activity. Lineage: Eukaryota; Metazoa; Arthropoda; Insecta; Diptera; Culicidae. The coding region runs from base 291 to 1301 and encodes 336 amino acids. The transcript is spliced from 7 exons. Gene Ontology annotation, biological process: intracellular signal transduction.